AUGGAAUCAGAAAACAAGUGUGAAUAAUGUAAUGAAUUAUUCAAUUCUGUCGAUAAACAGCAAAUUAUUCUUCCAUGCGGUGAUUCAAUAUGCCUCAUAUGCUUUGAGAAAGCUUUAGAGCCUUAAGAGGAAAAACUUAUUUGCCCAAUUGACAAAGAAGCAUUGAUUAUUAGCAAAAAGUUUAGAGAAAAGAUUCAAAAGAUGACUAAGCAUAGAUCUGAAGAAAUAGUGUGCCAUUUAUGUGCUCACAAAGGUCAUGCUAAUCAUGCGAAAAAGCUUGAUCAUAUUGUUGCUAGUGAUGUACAGGGAUUUUGUGAGAGAGCAAUUGAAAGGCUGAAGGAAAAAAGGGGCAGGAUUACUGAUUUAAUUAAUGAGAUUGAAAUUUUCAAGCAGAAAGAGAGAAGCUACUCUGCUGAAGUAUUUAUUAAGAUUCUAAGAGAGGUUCAGGAUUCUUUACUACCUCAUUUGGGUAAGAAAGAAAGAAGAGAACUAGAGUUGAAUUACAAUGGAAAAAGAUGUUCGGCAGAUGAUUUCAGCGAAGAAUCUUUAUCCGUAUUUAAUAUAACUGAUGAACAUGAAGAACUCUUAAAAGAAUGGAUUUAUGGGGAAGAUGAAAUGGGAAGUUCAAAAUUUGAACUAUUAUAUAAAGCAACUAGAGAUACUUUUAACAGUGUCAAGAUGCAUGAACUGAUUAAUAACAAAGGACCUAUUGUAGGCAUAAUAAAAUCUCAACAUGACUAAGUGUUUGGAGGAUACUCUUCAGUAGGAUGGAAAGCAGAUGCAAUAUCAAAAUAAGAACUGGGCUCUGUAUUAUGCGGAAUCGUUUAUGCUAUGGUUCAGCUAUGA
This is a messenger RNA of Stylonychia lemnae, 846 nucleotides long. NCBI's taxonomy places the organism in Eukaryota, Ciliophora, Spirotrichea, Sporadotrichida, Oxytrichidae. The record is from the annotation of a GenBank genome assembly.